Molecule: messenger RNA, 756 nt
Organism: Penicillium odoratum
Lineage: Eukaryota; Fungi; Ascomycota; Eurotiomycetes; Eurotiales; Aspergillaceae
Product: pre-mRNA-splicing factor ISY1
Exons: 2
Coding region: 1-756 (251 amino acids)
Biological process (GO): mRNA 3'-splice site recognition; generation of catalytic spliceosome for second transesterification step
Cellular component (GO): post-spliceosomal complex; post-mRNA release spliceosomal complex; catalytic step 2 spliceosome
Source: RefSeq, a predicted model, not a curated record
AUGGCUCGCAACAGCGAAAAAGCGCAAUCUAUGCUGUUCCGCUUCCGGGCGCAACAAGCAGCGGACAUGGGAAUCAUUGACCUUGGCCGAACCCGUCGCCCCAAAGCCAUCACAAGCAUCGACUCUGUCCCAACCUGCGAGCGCUGGCGCGGCCAGGUUCUGAAAGAGGUUUCUCGCAAAGUCUCGCGCAUUCAAGAACAGAGUCUGAGCGACUUUCAGAUCCGCGAUCUGAACGAUGAGAUCAACAAGCUCAUGCGGGAGAAAUGGGCGUGGGAGAUGCAGAUUCGGAAUCUGGGUGGACCGAACUACAUGCGUGGAUCUGGUCGUGUGUAUGAUGAUGAAGGCCGUGAGAUCCCGGGUGGUGGGAAGGGAUAUCGAUACUUCGGUCGGGCGAGAGAGUUGCCUGGUGUUAAGGAGAUGUUUGAGGCAGCUUCGCGCCGGGCGAAGGGGCCUGCUGAGGAGGAGGAUUCGAAUGUUGGUCGCGGUGGAGACAUCGCUACCAGGAAGGUCGAUGCCAAUUACUUCGGCUACGGACUUGAUGAGGAGGAUGGCACAUUGCUUGCCUAUGAGAAGCAAAAGGAGAAGGAGGCUGUUGAGCAUCUGCGUGGCCAGGGCGAAGACGAUGCUGAAGAUGGCUGGGAGCCGUUACCUGGUGAUGCUGGUGACGGGGUCGAGUGGCGACUACCGACACUGGACGAAGUGCAAGAGGAGCUGGUCGAGCGUCGGCGUAGACGGCUCCUCGACAAGAUUUCCUAA